AUGCCACCAUCAAGCAAUCUCUUCCGCGCGGCCCGCCCAGCCUUCCGCGCAAACCAGUUCUUCCGCCCCAACCAAGCCGGCCGCGGCGCCCGCUUCCAGAGCACGACGGCUGAAGCCCCCAACUCCGGUUCCUGGGCGAAGCGCAUGUGGGACAGCCCUGUGGGUGUCAAGACGGUACAUUUCUGGGCCCCCGUGAUGAAAUGGGCACUCGUCAUCGCCGGCAUCUCCGAUCUCGCCCGUCCCGCCGAGAAGCUCUCGCUGACCCAAAACGCGGCCCUCACCUCGACCGGAAUUAUUUGGACUCGCUGGUGCUUGAUCAUCAAGCCCAAGAACUACCUUCUCGCAGCAGUCAACUUCUUCCUCGGCAUGGUCGGCGUCGUCCAGUGCAGCCGUAUCUUCCUGCACCGACAGUCACAAAAGAGUCUGACCGAGCAGGUUGAGACGAAGGUGGAGGAGGCCAAGCAGGCGGUUAACCCAUAA
Messenger RNA from Dichotomopilus funicola, 480 nucleotides. RefSeq lists its product as uncharacterized. The transcript is spliced from 3 exons. Gene Ontology annotation, cellular component: mitochondrial inner membrane. Lineage: Eukaryota; Fungi; Ascomycota; Sordariomycetes; Sordariales; Chaetomiaceae. Gene Ontology annotation, biological process: pyruvate import into mitochondria. The record is from RefSeq and is a predicted model, not a curated record. The coding region runs from base 1 to 480 and encodes 159 amino acids.